UACAUUGAGGGAGUAGGCACAACUGUUUGGUCAAAUAGACGAUCAUUCAAUGUAUCAGGAAUAUCAUCAGAUCAUGAACUUUUUUGUUGGUUGUAUGCAUCAUUAGUCUUAUACGUGUUCUUUGGUAUUGACUUUUUUUCAUGCGAAAUUUUUUGUCCUUUCAUUUCAUCAUUAGAGGAGGAUUUGGAUUCUUGA
Funneliformis geosporum is the source of this 195-nucleotide messenger RNA. NCBI's taxonomy places the organism in Eukaryota, Fungi, Glomeromycota, Glomeromycetes, Glomerales, Glomeraceae. The record is from the annotation of a GenBank genome assembly.